ACCGAUACACAUUAAGGUUAGGAAGUUCGGACCGCCUGUGCGCACAUUUCGAAGCGAGUAAACUGUGGUGAAGUGGGCUUGUUGUUUCACAUCAAAUAGAAUCGGAAGCGUUCGCUUAACUGUCUCGUCAAUAAUUCGCAGUACCAGUUUAAUUCACAAUGUUCCGUUUGCCAGUUUCGCUUGCUCGCUCCUCCAUUAGCCGCCAGUUGGCCAUGCGCGGCUAUGCCAAGGAUGUGCGUUUCGGUCCCGAGGUGCGCGCCAUGAUGCUCCAGGGCGUCGAUGUGCUGGCCGAUGCUGUGGCAGUGACCAUGGGCCCCAAGGGUCGCAAUGUGAUCAUUGAGCAGUCGUGGGGCUCGCCCAAGAUCACCAAGGACGGUGUCACGGUGGCCAAGUCCAUUGAGCUGAAGGACAAGUUCCAGAACAUUGGUGCCAAGCUGGUCCAGGAUGUGGCCAACAAUACCAACGAGGAGGCCGGUGAUGGUACCACCACGGCCACCGUUCUGGCUCGCGCCAUCGCCAAGGAGGGCUUCGAGAAGAUCUCCAAGGGCGCCAAUCCCGUCGAGAUUCGUCGCGGUGUCAUGCUGGCCGUUGAGACCGUCAAGGACAACCUGAAGUCCAUGUCGCGCCCCGUGAGCACGCCCGAGGAGAUCGCCCAGGUGGCCACCAUCUCGGCCAACGGCGAUCAGGCCAUCGGCAAUCUCAUCAGUGAGGCCAUGAAGAAGGUGGGACGCGAUGGCGUCAUCACCGUCAAGGAUGGCAAGACCCUCACCGAUGAGCUGGAGGUUAUCGAGGGCAUGAAGUUCGAUCGCGGCUACAUCUCGCCGUACUUCAUCAACUCCUCGAAGGGAGCCAAGGUGGAGUUCCAAGAUGCCCUGCUCCUGCUGUCCGAGAAGAAGAUCUCAUCGGUGCAGAGCAUCAUUCCCGCUCUGGAGCUGGCCAAUGCGCAGCGCAAGCCCCUGGUCAUCAUUGCCGAGGAUAUCGAUGGUGAGGCCCUGAGCACCCUGGUGGUGAACCGCCUCAAGAUCGGCCUGCAGGUGGCUGCCGUCAAGGCACCCGGUUUCGGCGACAACCGCAAGAGCACCCUCACCGACAUGGCCAUCGCCUCCGGCGGCAUUGUCUUUGGCGAUGAUGCUGAUCUCGUCAAGCUGGAGGACGUCAAGGUUAGCGAUUUGGGUCAGGUCGGCGAGGUGGUGAUCACCAAGGACGACACCCUGUUGCUGAAGGGCAAGGGCCAGAAGGACGAUGUGCUCCGUCGCGCCAAUCAGAUCAAGGACCAGAUCGAGGACACCACCUCCGAGUACGAGAAGGAGAAGCUGCAGGAGCGUCUGGCCCGCUUGGCCUCCGGCGUUGCCCUGCUCCGCGUUGGCGGCUCCAGCGAGGUGGAGGUCAACGAGAAGAAGGAUCGCGUCCACGAUGCCCUGAACGCCACCCGUGCUGCCGUCGAAGAGGGAAUCGUUCCCGGAGGCGGCACCGCUCUGCUGCGUUGCAUUGAGAAGCUCGAGGGUGUCGAGACCACCAACGAGGAUCAGAAACUCGGCGUGGAGAUUGUGCGUCGUGCCCUGCGCAUGCCAUGCAUGACGAUUGCCAAGAACGCCGGCGUUGAUGGCGCCAUGGUGGUGGCCAAGGUGGAGACCCAGACCGGUGACUACGGCUACGAUGCGCUGAAGGGCGAGUACGGCAACCUGAUCGAGAAGGGCAUCAUCGAUCCCACCAAGGUGGUGCGCACCGCCAUCACAGACGCCUCCGGUGUGGCCUCGCUGUUGACCACCGCCGAGGCUGUGGUCACCGAGAUCCCCAAGGAGGAUGGUGCUCCUGGCAUGCCCGGCAUGGGUGGUAUGGGCGGCAUGGGAGGCAUGGGCGGCAUGGGUGGCAUGAUGUAAGCGACUGCCACUGACUGGUCGACAGCCGGAGAGGGGCGGGAGAUGUGAUGAGAACCGAAACCAACAUACUGUUUAAGUCACGAUGUGGAACGAUGCCGCCGUGUGGCCGACGGCGAACGCAGCUCAUCAGUUAACAGUCAUCAGCAGUCGGAGCGAGACCCACCAAUAUCUCUUACAUCGGUGCAUCCAGCCGGAGACACAUCACCCACCAUUUGACACACAUUCUAAUCCUUGAUGGAACCUUGUUUUGCUUCGCAUUUAUCCUUUGGCAAGAGCAGCGCAACAUCAGCACACAAAUCCAAUCCAACCCAACCGGCUGGGUGUGCGCUCGCCCAGACUGCAGCGUUCGCUCCGCCACACGCCGUCGCCUCCAUUGUGCUCCACGUUUUUUUAACUAUUCCUUAACUCUAUUUUUUUUUACAUGUUAUAUAUGUAAAGAUACCGCUAGUUGUAAAAUAUAUUAAAUAAAUCCGAAGUUAAAUUGAGGAAAA
Drosophila simulans is the source of this 2371-nucleotide messenger RNA. It is a transcript of the gene Hsp60A, whose product is annotated as heat shock protein 60A. The coding region runs from base 159 to 1880 and encodes 573 amino acids. The transcript has 3 exons. Gene Ontology annotation, biological process: protein import into mitochondrial intermembrane space; apoptotic mitochondrial changes; mitochondrial unfolded protein response. Lineage: Eukaryota; Metazoa; Arthropoda; Insecta; Diptera; Drosophilidae. Gene Ontology annotation, molecular function: ATP-dependent protein folding chaperone; protein-folding chaperone binding; ATP binding. Gene Ontology annotation, cellular component: mitochondrial inner membrane; mitochondrial matrix. The record is from RefSeq and is a predicted model, not a curated record.